AUGGGAGCAAUAUACGUUGUGUGUUUUGUGUUUUGUGAUGCAGAACACUUUUCUGCCUCGUGUGAGAAGAUUAAAGAUCCACAAGCUCGAAAGAAUAUUUUGAAGAGACAAGGACAUUGCUUUUUAUGUUUGAGAAAGGGUCAUCGAAUAAACCAAUGCACCUCCAAUAGACGAUGCCGCAAAUGCUCAGGAAAGCAUCAUCAGUCAAUCUGUGAAUUUAAUUCGAGUCAACCACCACAAGACCCAUCGAGUCUACCACCAGAGAACAAACCUGGGCAAGAUUCCACGACUGGAGCUGUUGUCAAUGAAUCGUCAAAUAGUUGGUACAACCACUACAUCUGUGACAAGAAGUCAAACGAGAGUAUUGUUACAGACAGCAAGGACAUAUGCAUAUUCCAAUGAAGGUUCAGAAGUCUUACCUGUCAGAGUGCUCAUUGAUAGUGGAAGUCAAAGAUCGUACGUCACAACUGGUCUACAACAAAAGCUUGGGUUGAAAUCCAUCAAGAAAUAAUCAUUAAACCUCAAUACCUUUUGUGAUGCCUGUUUCUCGAAGAACGACUGUGAUUUGGUCCAAUUAACGCUACAAGAAAGAAAUGGACAAGAUAUAAAUAUCGCAGCCCUGAGUUUUGGUAACAUAUGUUCGCCACUACCUGGAACAAUAAACCUAGAAAGCUAUCCUUCGUUUUUAGAGCUGGAUCAUGCCGACUAUUAAAUAGCUACAAAUAGUCAUGAUGACAUUGAUGUUUUAAUUGGAUCGGACUACUAUUGGGAUGUUAUAACCGGGCAUGUCAUUCGAGAGAGUAAUGGACUGGCAGCAGUUGGCAGCAAGUUUGGUUGGUUGGUUUCGGGCCCAGAACAAAAUACCAAGAAUGGGGAUAACCAUGUCAUAUCCAACCUGAUACUCCAACAAUGCAACCAAGCUAUUCCAUAUUAAAUGAUGAGUAACCAUCCAAUUAAACUGAUAGUUUGGCACGUUUUUUGGACAGUGAGUCCAUUGGCAUAGUUGAUUACACUGAAUCUGACCACCAAAGAAAAGAAUUCUUGAAGGACAUUGCAUUUGACAAGACCGAAGGAAAAUAUCAAGUUGAUCUUCCCUGGAAGAAGGAACAGUCUUUGCAAAAUUCUAAUUUUGGACUAUGUGUAUCUCGAUUGCAUCAUCUAAACUCCCGUUUAAGUAAGGAAGGUCUAUUAAACCAGUAUGACGAUAUUUUCAAGGAACAGGAGAGAACAGGUAUCAUUGAAAGAGUCCCAGUUGGGCUUCGGUGGCGAAGUGGUUAGCGCACUUGCCUUUCACCUCUAAGGCCGCAGGUUCGUAUCUCAAUGAGGACUUCUCAUUGUGACUGGAACCCAGUCCUAAUGUGAAAAGAGUAAGUCAACGAUCUGCCGAAAGUCGUGGGUUUUCUCCGGGCACUCCGUGUUUCCUCCCACAGGGAAAGUUGACAGGGUGGGUUAGGCACAUAACUAUGUAAAUGCACGACCACAUCAGCUAUGCUGCGAAUUUAAUCGUGUUGAAAUAAAUGCUACAAACAAACAAGAGAAUAGUAAAGAUGUUCACUUCUUGCCUCAUCACGGAGUUGUGAGAUCAGACAAAGCCACCACGAAGUUACGCAUCGUAUUUGAUGGAUCAGCGAAGGACACUGAUAGUAAACAUUCUAUCAACAACUGUCUCGAGACAGGUCCCAAUUUAACUCCGCAUCUUUUUGAUGUUCUGAUUAGAUUUCGAAGCCAUCCAAUAGCCCUCACUGCAGACGUGGAAAAGGCAUUCCAUCAAAUAUCCGUGAGUACGUCAGACCGAGAUAAGCUAAGAUUUCUUUGGUGGGAAAAUAUCGAAGAUGAGACCCCAAAUAUGGUUCAGUAUCGUUUCCGUCGAUUAGUUUUUGGCUUGACUUCUAGCCCUGCGAUCCUCAAUGGAACAAUUCAACAUCAUUUAUCCUUGUAUGCCUCCUCCGAGCCUGAGGUCUCGAAGCUCCUAACUAGUUCGUUGUAUGCGGAUGAUUUCCCAGGAGGAGCUACACCUGAAGAAGCAGCUUUUGGCGUUUACGAGAAAGCCAAACGUAUUAUGUUAAACCGGCAAUUCUAGACAUAAUCGAUGCUAGUCAAUAUGGAGCGAUUCCAAACUCGUCAACCACUAUGGCAUUAAUUAGUAUGCUGCAUCACUGGUUUAUAAACACUGACGGGAAUGGGGCAACAAUAAGGACAAUAUUGUUUGAUUAUCGCAAGGCAUUCGAUUUUAUCGACCAUACAAUUCUUGUAAAGAAACUGGGUAAUUUGAACAUACCUAGAAGUAUAAUUAACUGGAUAAUAGAUUUGCUUUCUCAUAGCACGCAGAGAGUCAAAUUGGCCAAUAGCUGUUUUUCUGAGUGGUGCCUUGUUCCGUCUGGUGUACCGCAAGGUACAAAGCCAGGUCCAUGGUUAUUUAUUUUAAUGAUCCAAGACCUGAAUAUUAAUUCCCCAUACCUGUGGAAGUUCGUGGAUUAUACCACAGCAUCGGAAAUUCUUCCCAAAGGCAAUGUUAGUACAGCCCAAAACAUAGCAGAUCAUAUUAAGCAAUGGUCAGAAGAAAAUAGAUUAAAGCUACAUCCAGACAAAUGUAAAGAAUUGAGAAUUUCCUUUAGUAAGGACCCAGUUGUCCUAGAUCAAGUCAUACUUAAUGGUAAAGAAGUCGAAAUAGUGGAAAGUGCUAAAUUAUUGGGAGUAAAAAUAAGUAACAAACUAACUUGGCAUGCCCAUAAUAAAAGAGGUCGUCAAAAAAGCCAGUAAGAGACUAUAUUAUCUGGUUCAAUUAAAAAGAGCUAGGUUACCAGUUAGAGAUCUUGUGUUAUUCUAUACGUCUUGCGUUAGAUCUGUAAUGGAUUACGCAGUACCAGCCUUUUAUCACUCCCUUCCACAAUACUUAAAGAACGAAUUGAUUCGACUGGAAAAAGGGCUAUUUCAAUAAUAAAUCCAGGAAUGGACUACUCUGCAACAGGAGAAAUUUUGAACAUCAAACCAAUAGAAGAACACCAUAAUUUCUUAUUCAAAAACUUGUUUGAUAAUGUUACAAAGGAUCCAAACCACAAACUUUAUGACCUCCUCCCACAGAAACAUAACUGGCACCACGAUCUCAGAAAUGGUCAUAAAUUUGACAUUCCUCAUUUUAAUACUAAUUGUACUAAAAACUCUUUUAUAUUUGCAGUGGCAUCGAAAAUGUCUUCGUAACGUUAGUGGUAUCUUUUUUAUUAUCAUCCUAGUAAAAUUUUAAAUAUUUGCAUAAUUUUAAAUUAAUAAUUAUAAUAGUAAUUAAAUAAUAAUUCGUAUUUUGUAAACUUGACGUAAUUCAGCCCUUGGCUGCAAUGUAAAUUUUUUAUUAAACUAUCUAUCUAUCUAUCUAUCUAUCUAUCUAUCUAUCUAUCUAUCUAUCUUAUGAGCGAAGGCGAAUUCAACCUGCGCAAAUGGCGCACCAAUUGGAAAGUUUUGAAGGAACGAAUUGAUAAGUUUGAGAAUACGGUUGCUACGAUCAACAGAAUGUUAAUCAAGAAACGUCAGAACACAAAUCAUCGGAAGGUGAACUGUCGAAGAUCAAUCUAUUAGGGGACACAUCACCUGAACUUAUAGCAGCUGAGAAAUUGCAAGAGAAAUCAUCAGAAGUGAAAAUUCUUGGUCUUAACUGGAAUAUCGAAAAGGUUUGUUUCAGUUUUGAUGUACAACUUAUAGAAUAUCUGAAGUCAUUGCCACCUACAAAAAAAUCAAUGUUGAAAGCGUCCGUGAAAAUAUUUGAUCCUAUCGGACAGAUCAGCCCAAUAACGGUGAAUCUAAAGAUGUGGUUCCAGGUGCUGUGUUCCAGCAAGAUUGAAUGGGACGAGGCCCUUGAGAAAAAAUGGUUGAAAAGGUGGACUUCCCUGGUGGGCGAAGUUAGUGCACUAUCUGAGAUAAAUGUUCCGCGAAGUUAUUUCCAAAACAAUUCAGAAGGUACAGGAGAACUUCUCAGUUAUGAUAUCCAUGGAUUCAGUGAUGCAUCAGAGAGAGAAGUAGCAGCUGUGGUGUACUUGAGUUGUUGUCCAAGUAUGCAAACGGAACAAUCGAUGUGCGUCUUAUCGCGUCUAAAACAAGAGUGGCACCACUGAAAAAAACAAUCUAUUCCUAGAUUGGAACUCUUGGGAGCUUACCUGUUGGCAAAGUUGGUUUUCUCUAUUCGUUCUGUUCUAGAGUCCCUUGCAUUCAAAUUCGAUGUGUAUUAUUGGGUGGAUUCAUUUAUUACUCUGUGCUGGAUUAAGAACAACAAACGGUUGCGUCAGUAUGUACAAAAUCGGGUCAACGAGAUCAGACGGUUAUCGGCGAAGGAGAAGUGGAGAUUUUGUUCAGGAGAGUUUAACCCGGCUGACAUUCCAUCGCGAGGGUGUGCCGUAAAGGAACUAUAA
This is a messenger RNA of Paramuricea clavata, 4397 nucleotides long. The record is from the annotation of a GenBank genome assembly. Lineage: Eukaryota; Metazoa; Cnidaria; Anthozoa; Malacalcyonacea; Plexauridae.